This is a messenger RNA of Podarcis lilfordi (Lilford's wall lizard), 3011 nucleotides long. The record is from the annotation of a GenBank genome assembly. NCBI's taxonomy places the organism in Eukaryota, Metazoa, Chordata, Lepidosauria, Squamata, Lacertidae.
CUACACUGGAAGAGUACUGUAGCCUUAUUAAACAUGACUGAGUUUUGCUGUCUGUUGCUGUUUCUAAUUACAAGUGAUGACUAACUACUCAUUCUUAUAACAUUUUGUAAAAAAAAAAAAGUAAAAAGAGAAAGACUGGAAGAUGAAGAGGAACUGUUAAUUAUGCAUGAAGGAAAAGAAAGGGGGAGAAUAACAAGGAGAAAAAAUGCAGAGAAAAUGGCAAAAAGCCAACGAUUGCUGAAAAAUGUGAAGUGUAAGUACAAUAGGUAUCACGUAUUUUCACUUCCAUACAAAAUUGUCCACCUGUUCCUAGCCUGUGGUCUGUCCUUGAACCUGUCCUUGCAGCUAGUUGAAGGAGCCUCCUUCAAGUGGCACCAUCAGUGGAGGAGACUUGAUGAAGGUAGGAAUUAGUGUCUGAAUAGUGCAGUAAGGAUCCCUCCAGAUAUCAUUUCUAUUAUAAAGUCAUGAUUAUAUAUGCGCAUGCUAUUAUCAGGGUGGUCACACACAAUCCCGCCUUUGAUACUGUUUGUGCCUGCAAAUGUUUGAGGUUGGUCACCCUUCAUUUGAAAUCAGUUCUUCUACCAUAACUUCCUUCUUGAAUCCCUAACUGUUCCUACCACAAAUGUUCUAGUUUGUUUUUCUCCUUCUUCUGUUGUGCUAUGGCCCCUCCACACAGCAGGAAUGUGCUAACAUUGGGGCAACAUCACAGAACAAAACAAAAGCAGAAUAAAUCCACCACUAAUGGGUCAUUAUGGUAUCAAGAACAUGUUGCAGAAGACACUCACAACAGAACAACAGUGUGGAGGGGCCAUCAGACUUUUUCAAGCAUUGGCUCUACCAGGUGGAGGUACAUACCCUUAGGAUACACUUUAGGUAGCAAAAUGUCCUAGACUGGUACUGUCAUUGUCACUUAUGAACUUCCACAGCCAAUAGAAGCACCAAGUUUUUAAUAAACAGGUGACUAUUACGUGGCAUCUCAGGAGCUCCCUUCCAUUUUCUUAAUCAUUUGUUUUGGAAAUACAUGCCUCACUUUCUCCUAAAUAAAAUGCUCUAGUAGGAAAGCAUAUUGUGUUCUCUGGCAAACACAUUAUAGUUUCAUCUCAUUCUCUCUAUGCCCGAACUAAGCUGUCCACAUCUCCAUUCAGGUCACUGAGCUGGGAGUGAGGGAGUGCCUAAGUGGUGUCCUUCAGGACAACCAUCUCCCUUAAUAAUUUAUUGUAGUGAUGUAGAAAUAAUGUUAAUUAGAAUUUACAUGAGGAAAACUAAUGAUUGUAACAAAUUAAAGCUAACCAUAUAAUGCAAUUAGCAAAGCAUAACACGAGUAGAAAAAAACAAAUUCAUUCUAACCAGCGAAUGAUCAACACAUGAAAAGUUAGGAUGAAACAGUUUCUAAAAUGUUUUGAGGUUGCAAACGUACACAAAAUGCUUAGUGGUGUGUGUGUGUGUGUGUGUGUGUGUGUGUAGACACUUCUUGUUUGAGAUUGGAAGGUUUUAGGACAGUGAUGGAGAUAGGAGUGUCUAGUGUGUAGGGUGAUGUCAUGGGGCUUCUCUCCCAAUACUAGUGUCAUUGUCACUUAACAGGAUAGUGCAGGGGUGGGGAAAGGCAUUGGUCAAGGCAGGACUGCAUGGAUUCUCUGGCAGAGUUUUUCCUCACCUAUGAAUAAUUGGCAUCAUUUCCUAUGUGUAUGGCAACAAACCUUUCAAAUGUUGUGUAUUGUAUGGAUAUCCACUUGAGGAAGGUUUACAGCUCGGUGGUAGAACAUCAGGGAGGCCUGGGAAUGUCCCAUACGGGAAGACAAGCUGAAUUUGACAAGGUGCAACGUUCAAAAAGCACAUACGCACACUAGAUUUAACACCGAUAGGCUCCAUCAGAACAUUGCACAUUGUCACUUUCAACUUGUCUUCUGUGGGCAUCAGCACAUUGGGCCCAAUCAAUACUUGAUUCCUGUAUUUUUCCUCUGAUAUUACCUAUGCAAAACAAACCUAUGAAACUUUUCCUAUUUGAAAUCCCUAUUCAAAUGGUAUUCAGAGCCUAUCAUCCCUCCAACUGGGAUGCCAAAGGAAGGAAAAGUGUGCUGGGUGGGAUAAAGGAAGGCAAGACAUGCUGCCACUCUCCAUCAUAUAUGCCUGAGAUUGACCCAGGGUAAAUAUUGUCUGAUCCAGACCCAUGGUUCUUUGGCUGGAACAAACAUCAAUGCUAUUGUAACACUGCAAGAGUUCCCGCUUGAAUUUCCAUUGCUUUCUGGGAUAUUCUAAAGAAAAGAUGAGGCAAAAGUAGGAAGAGUGGCAGUUGGAAUAAAAUAUGAAGUCAGUUCCUUGGGGAUAUAACCUUUUCCAAAUACCAAUUAACUUGAACUUCAAUAUGAAGUUAAUUUAAGAGUUUUAUUUCUCUGUGGGAAAAGGAGGAUAUAUGACUGGUUCAGAUUGCAUUUGCACUAAGUUACCUUGAAGGGCGUUAUUCCCGGUUUAGUCCUGUGAACUUCAAAAUAAGAGCUGGUGUGAUUAAUAGAAGGGAAAAACUGUAGAACUUGGUAGCCACAUAACUGGUGGCAUAUCAAUUAAUCUUAAACUGAAGCAAAACACCACACUUUCAAUGUUGUUAGAAGAUCUUACAAGUGAAUGUUUGCAUUUUAUAGUUUCUGCUUUCCAUCUAUCGUUUUAAAAAAGCUUUAACACCUAUUUAAUUUAACUAGCAGCGUCAGGCUCAUGAGUGUGUUCUCAUGAUGAUACGGAAACAUGCCUUGAAUAAAUACUUUAUGUGAUUUUUCACAGUUAAUAACCAAGCGGGUUCAAAGAGAUUUCAGAGAACAGAAUAUGAAACAUCCAUGUCAUCUCACAACACAGGGGAAGAAGCAGCUUGCCAGCCUAGGUCUAAAAAGAACAUGAUCUGAAGCCACAGGAUACAGCAACCUUCCUAUCCUAGGUCUAGAUCUGGUUAUUUUCUGAAUAAGAGGCAACCUGGGAAUCACAUAUAUGCCACUUUGAGUUCCAUAAUGGAGGUAGUACAGGAC